Messenger RNA from Diaporthe citri, 4131 nucleotides. RefSeq lists its product as uncharacterized. Bases 1 to 4131 code for a protein of 1376 amino acids. Lineage: Eukaryota; Fungi; Ascomycota; Sordariomycetes; Diaporthales; Diaporthaceae. Gene Ontology annotation, cellular component: nucleus. The transcript has 7 exons. Gene Ontology annotation, molecular function: protein binding. The record is from RefSeq and is a predicted model, not a curated record.
AUGGCCGCCCCUCGAAGGAAGCCAAUCCACGAGCAGCCGAAGCUCUGCGACCACAUCCUCAGUCGCGUUGCCAAGUCCGAGGUCUCCCUACGCAUCGGCCAAUCCCCGAUUCCCAAAGCCGGCAGUGGGCUGUUUGCUGUCAACGACAUUCCUGCUGGCACCGAGAUUUUCCGAUCCAGUCCGCUCAUCACGGUCGCCGAGUCCGUCUACAGAGGCAUUUGCGACUUUUGUUUCCUGAACAAGGCUUCAUCAGUCAAUCCCAAUGGCCGCUUCUACGGCAGCGCUGAAGACGAUGUCAGGCCGGAAAUCACGCGCUGCGGCGCCUGCAAGGUCGCAAGUUACUGCUCAAAGAAAUGCCAGACCAAGGCGUGGAAGAGCUACCACAAAUAUGAGUGCGCCGUACUGCGAGAGAAUCCAACCCUAAGCUCCUUGGACCAGGCACUGUGUCGCCUGCUCUUCUGGAUCAAGAAAAAGGUCAUCUCGGAAGAUGACAUGCGUGUGGUCGUGGAAUUGGAGACAGAGUUCGACGCCCAUAUGGAGCGCAUGCGCCAGGAGAGCGAUGAUGUGCCUGAUAUCGACCGGUCUCUGCAAGUUGCACAAAACCUGCACUCUGCUAUCAGCCCGGGCAUUAGUCUGAGCUUGUGUCGCCAACUCUUCUGCACGUUUGCCACAAAUGCUCUCACAAUCCGCCCUUCGGAGAUGGAGACCGGGUAUGGGACCUGCCUCGACCUGGUGGUGUCCCUCAUCAACCACUGCUGUGAUGAAAACGCCCAUGUCUUCUUCGAGGGACGAGAGCUGAGAUGCCGUGCCGUGAAAGACAUAGCAGCAGGAACAGAGAUCACCGUGUGCUAUCAAGAUGGUCGACAAGACGUCCUCCAUCGGCGCAGAACUCUGAAAGAACAGUUCUUCUUCACCUGCGACUGCAGCAAAUGCAAGUCCGAAAUGGCCGAGCAUGUCGCCGCUGCAGUCAAGCGCCAAAACCAUCUCGAGGUUCUCAGGAAGGCACAAGAUGAUCUGAAUCAACUCGAGCACAGAUCCACGUCAGCGUUUUACAGUUCAGGAAAAACCAUCCAGACCAUUAUGGUUUACCAGAGCAAGCUUCUUGACAUCGAGGAGAAGGUCUAUCAGGGUGGCAAUUGGCCUGACCACACCGAGCCGAUGCCUUCCGCGCUCCGCGCCUUGGGCUGCAUGUACUUGGAGCUCAAGUACAUUGUGGGUCUGGAGUUUGUUCUGAAGGGAACCUUCUAUACACGCACCCACGACGGUCCUCGUUGGGUGCUGGACCUUAUGGGUCUCGUCAAAUUCAUGAUUUUCUUGGCGCAAGACCGGGAAGAAUCGCUCAACUGGACUGGUUCUGGACCACCCCAGGUCCUCGGCGGCCGGCUCACCCUACGAGACGCCGCUAGGGGAUACAUCAUCCUAGUGUGCCUGAGUGGCAAGUUUACCUUUGGCGUCGACACGAAGUUCGUCCAGGCCUUGUACCAUUGGGCGGGGAACAUCACCGAGUGCCCUGGAGAUCCGGCCAUCGACACGAAAGCGUUCAACGAGCGCUUCAAGAAGUCUCAGGACAAGCUUCUGACUUGGGCUAAGAUGAAGACGAGCCGUGGCUUGGAGCUGCCUUCUAAGGAGAUCAUUGCUGGAUUCCGACGGGAUAUGGCAAUGUCAACGCUGGAGCUCGGUCAGCCCAAGACUGAGAAAAAGCCGAGCCUCUCUGUGUCAGGAUCCGCGACCAUGGCCAAGAUCGGGGACCUACCGGUCGAGCUGGUCGACUUCAUCACGGACCACCUGCGCCGAGUUAGCGAUCUUGCUGCUCUUGCUCGAACAAGUCACAAGUUUUAUGAUGUUGUGGAUCCGAUUCUGUACAAGUUUGCCAAGGAGAAUGUACCGAGGCACGUGGCAUGGCAUCCUCUACGGUGGUCGGCGGAAAACGGACAGACGGGGACACUCCAGAAGGCCCUUGCGGCUGGAAUCGAUGUCAACAUGGCGUUCGUUUCUACAACCUUUACGGCAGCCCGCGACUGGGAGAGCUUCCAGAUCAGAGUAGAGGCCGUGGAUGGGAAGGAGGUCUGGGAUCCGCCUCGGCUCGAACCCAACCAUGAGUGGGAGCCGCAUGAAGAUGACACGGACGAUGACGAUCUGCCGACAUCGACUUCCACAAUCGAUCCCAGGCGGUCCGGGUACUCUCCUCCUCCCAGACGCUAUGUCCAUUCACUCCACAUCCCAGUUAUAGAUGACGGCGAGGAUGGUUGGAAUGGUGUUGAUGAUUUCGAUCCUGAUAUGGACGAGUUCGACGAGGAGGCCGAAGCCGAUUUCUUGGACCAAUUCCACAACCCUUUCGUUGAUGAUUUCUGGUCAGAUGAUGCGACGGACGACGAUGACGAGGAUGAUUUCGAUGAGGAUGAGGACGAGGAUGAGGGUGGACAUGAGGAUGGCUUCGGACGCCACCCAGAUACGGAAGAUGAUCCCAGAGGAUCAUUCCGCGCCCUGCACCUCGCGGCAAGAGGCGGACAUGACAAUGUUGUGGGCAUACUGAUUGAUCACGGCGCCAGCAUCGACGUGUGUUCACGCCGACUCUGCAGGUGCGCAAACAUCAACUUCCAAGUGCCCCAGCCGACUCGUCACAACGGAGUGGAAGGUGGUGAGUUCUUUACCACACUCUACGAGGCUUGUGUUUUCGGCUGCUACGCUGAAGCCAUCAAGCUCAUCAAUCUUGGUGCCGAUGUCAACGGAGGCCGUUACGCGCUUAAUGUGCAGUACAGUUGGCCCCUUCACGCAGUCUGUGGGCCGCCCAAAUCGUUCCAUGACCCCCUUCGAACCCCCGCGAUGAGGAGCGCCUCGGCCUCUGCUAAGAACGGCGAGGAGCAACGCGUGGAGCUGAUCAAGCUCAUGCUGAGAUCAGGAGCCGAUCUCGAGGCCAAGACGUGCUACGACCAUGACUCGCCGCUUCAGUACGCGGCAACGCAUUGCGAUGUCGCCGUGCUUCAGGUACUUCUUGCCGAGGGUGCUGAUGUUGAAUCACAAAAUCUUGGGAUCACUCCUUUCGAGUCCGCGUUCCGCGGUGGACUUCUGGGAGUCUGCGACAUACUUGUGCGGCGCCGACAGUCGCCUCAGCCUUGGAAGCACGAAGACUUUGACAGGAUGAUCCUUGGAACCAUCCGUGACCGACCGCAUGACCUGGACGCCGUUGACCUCCUGCUUGACCUUGAUAUUAAUGGAACUCUGUUCAGCAAGUCGACCUAUUUGAUGAGGAUGAUAGAUGGCGGCCAUGUCAAAUUGGCAAGCAGAUACCUGGAGAGGGGUGCAGCACGGCCCCCCUUGAGCCCGAAAGACAAGCUCACCAUCCUCCAGGAGGGACUCGCUCGUAGCAACGAAGCAAUUGUGAAGCAGAUGCUGGCAGUCAAAGUCUCCGUUAAUUUCCCAGACAAAAAUGGCCACACCCCGCUCUACGUUGUACUGCAAGGCGGUCUUGGUCUUCCAGGGAAAGGAGAACUCGUCAAGGCACUUCUCAAUGCCGGUGCCGACAUGCAUUUCAGGCCGCCGUCGAGCACCGAUAUCAUGACACCUCUGGAGAAGGCUGUCAUGCUCCAGCAGCACGCUCUUGUUGAUAUUAUGCUCCAGCAUCAACCCCUUCGCAACAACCCCAAGGCGCCAAAAGGAGUCUAUCUCCACGCCGCGGCCCGUACCGUUCCGUCGAAGCGGAUGUUCAGCACCCUCAUCCGCUCCGGUGCCAGCGUGACGGAGCUAGACAGCAACGGCGACACCCCGCUUUCGGUCUUCCUCAAGUCUGUCGCCGACCAGCCACACUGGACGGCGCACACAAGAGGCGCGGCGAACCAGGUCUGCGCCACGGUGUGGUAUCUGUGGAACAAGAAGGUGGACAUCAACCUCAGAAAUAACAGCGGCAAGGCCAUUACCAGCUAUCUGACGGCGUUGCGGAUGUAUACUGGGGAUAAUCCGGCUCGGAAGCGGAUCGCCGAUGAGUUGCAGCUGUGUGUGGAGAUCGUGCCGGCUGAGGGCGCGGAUGGGGAGAAAGGGCUCAAGAUGUUGCGAUUCCGGCAUGGGCUCAUGGGACUGGGAAAUAUUGGGGGCCAUGGUGGCGGUGGGGGAACGAAGCCGCCAAUUCGCUUGUAA